Acanthisitta chloris (rifleman) is the source of this 609-nucleotide messenger RNA. RefSeq names its product phospholipase A2, group XIIB (gene PLA2G12B). Gene Ontology annotation, biological process: cholesterol homeostasis; phospholipid metabolic process; triglyceride homeostasis. NCBI's taxonomy places the organism in Eukaryota, Metazoa, Chordata, Aves, Passeriformes, Acanthisittidae. The transcript has 4 exons. Bases 1 to 609 code for a protein of 202 amino acids. Gene Ontology annotation, molecular function: calcium ion binding; A2-type glycerophospholipase activity. The record is from RefSeq and is a predicted model, not a curated record. Gene Ontology annotation, cellular component: extracellular region.
AUGCGGCUGCUGCUCGAGGCAGCAGUUCUGUGCCUCACCCUGGCCUUGGGGAAGUGCACUGAGGAAGCAGCACAGGAGGACAAUGGCCACCAAGCUGCACAGGCAGAGUCAUCCUAUUCCGACUGGGGCAUCGAGACCAUCCGUGAUGGCUUCGAAACCGUCAACAGCUACUUCGACUCCUUCUUGGAGCUGCUUGGGGGCAAAAAUGGGGUUUGCCAGUACAGGUGUCGAUAUGGGAAGGCUCCGAUGCCACGACCUCACUACAAGCCCCAAGAACCCAACGGCUGUAGCUCCAAUUUUCUGGGGCUCAAGGUACCAGAAAGUCUAGAUUUGGGCAUCCCUGCUAUGACCAAGUGCUGCAACCAGCUGGAUGUUUGUUACGAUACCUGCGGGGCCAACAAGUACCGCUGCGACGCCAAGUUCCGCUGGUGCCUCCACUCCAUCUGCUCCGACCUCAAGCGCAGCCUUGGCUUUGUCUCCAAGGUGCAAGCCUGUGAGUCCGUGGCAGACACCGUGUUCAACGCCGUGUGGACGCUGGGCUGCAGACCCUUCAUGAACAGCCAGCGCAGCGCCUGCAUCUGCAGCGAGGAAGAGCGAGAUGAGCUGUGA